AUGUCAUGUAUCAUGUGUAAUGUGUCAUUUAUUGCGUUUGUUAUUUAUUGCGAAGUUCGAGUAUUUGUCUUUGAAACAAAUACUUAUGGCAAUCGUCUUGAGUGUCAAUUGAAUGUUUUUGAAAGAAAAGACACCAUGCCAGUUAUGUGUCGCACUUGUGAAAAAGUGUUUAGCACGCAGUAUAAUUUAAAUAAGCAUUCUAAAAAAGUUCAUCAUGCAAUGCCUAUAGUGGUGUCCUAUGACAAAACGGUUUAUAAUUACAAGUGCCUGGAAAUACAUUGUAAUUGUUCUUUUCGGCAAAAUACAGAUUUAGUUUACCAUUUGCAAAAUCAACACCAAAUCGAUAUACAAAGAGAACAACUGUUUUUCAAGGAUUUUAAAGAAUUUAGUGCAUGGAAGGAAGAAGUAGAGGUAAAAGAAAAAUGUAACUAUAUUAUAUCCCGAGGGAAAAGAGUGACCAGCUCAGGUGCAGAAAUAUCAUAUUAUAUUUGUAAUAGAUCAGGAGUAAGAUCAGAAAAAACUCCAAGAAAUAAAAUUGACGCAAAACGUCUUACCAAGUCGCAAGGAUCUUGUAAAUCAGGUCAGGCUUGCAUCAGUCAAAUAACUGUGCAAAAUAAUGGAAAUGCCAACAUAGAGGUUACGAGGCAGAAAACUCAUUAUGGGCAUAAAGUACAAAUUGAACAUCUCCGCCUUUCAACUGGGAACCGAAAAGCAAUUGCUUCAAAAAUUAUAAAUGGGGCAUCAAAAAUU
Brassicogethes aeneus is the source of this 750-nucleotide messenger RNA. NCBI's taxonomy places the organism in Eukaryota, Metazoa, Arthropoda, Insecta, Coleoptera, Nitidulidae. The record is from the annotation of a GenBank genome assembly.